Molecule: messenger RNA, 3351 nt
Organism: Symsagittifera roscoffensis
Lineage: Eukaryota; Metazoa; Xenacoelomorpha; Acoela; Convolutidae
Exons: 17
Coding region: 1-3276 (1091 amino acids)
Source: RefSeq, a predicted model, not a curated record
AUGCGUAGUGAUGCGAGCAAGUGUCCGUCCUACUUCAUGCGCACGGCACAAGAAGUCAUGACAGAAACAGAAAAUAACUUGAAGGAAAUUGCGAACAAAUUUGGCAGAAGUUUAUCGACAAACAAGCAAUUCGAAGAAUGUGCAAGUUUUGAAGAAUUAGCAAUUAUUUGUUCCUUGUUCAAAAAUGCGGACGUGCAAAGCCUCAAAGAAGACAGAAGUGAAAAUACUGACUCGGACAAAGGAAAUCUAAUUUUGAGCAGAUCUCUGAGACAAAUACUCUCGUUUCAUCCGAGCACUGACGAUUUCCAGACAAAAGAGAACUUGAGAAAUAUAUUCUGUCUCUCUACGCAAUUGGAUACAUAUUGGGAAGAAGCGGCAGCUGAAAACCCUUACAUAAAGCGGCAAUACUUCAUACCAGUUAUUGGGUCAAAUAGCGAAGACAGAAUUGUACGAUUUAGUACUGGAUUGGCAGUGAACGAUGACGAGUGCCGAUCUAGAUUUGAACCAUCGCCAAAAAUAAACCAAAUGCUCUUCUACCCAGAACGGACUAUUGAAAAGGACCUCAUAAUAUUGCUGUUCCUGAGAUCUGAGAUGUAUUUUCAAACUACCACACAACUCAUAAUUCACAUUCUGAGCACAUUGGGGCCUGCAGACAGGUUGAAUAUCAUCUUGACUUCUGGGAGGAAGUUGUACUCAUCGAUGCGAGUAGUGUUUCAUCAGAAGCAGUAUGUCCAGAGAGCUCUAGAAUCAGCUUCCCAGAUUCAAUCACACAACUUGACGAUAUUCCUAGCUGCUGCAUUUUUUGAGUUUGAUACGAAUCGUAGGCUGCAAAUUCAGAAAUGUGAGCAGCACGUGAUCCUCGUGACAGACAGUGACAUAUCAUUUAAGGAUUUAGAUUACAUGAAGAGAACAGUCCCAUCGUUGAACAUCAGGAUAUCUUCAUACCUAAUGGGAUCACAAAAUUCUUUCGAAAAUCUUCGGAUGAUAUCUUGCAUGACCGGAGGAAAGCAUGUUCCAGUGGGCCAGCACAUGUUCACCAAACUAGACUCUGUUGUUCUUCAAGGAAGCUUGGUAGCUUCAGUUGAAAGUGAGGACACACACGAAGUCACUUGGUUGGAAGAACGUACCGAUUCCGUGUCUGCGAACACAAUAAUCACUAAUUGUCUGCGGAUGACAAUGGGGAUGGGUCAAAUUACUGUCAAGGGGCAGAGCAACAUUGUCGGCGUAUUCUGUGCUGACUUGGAUGCUACCCAGCUAAAUCAGUUUCCUGAUGGGCUACCUACCCUGAAUUCGAUUAGAGAACAAACAAGUCAACCCCGAAUGUGCAGUAGGCUCAAGCUCAACUCAUCCGAAAAAUGUCAAGCAGACGAUAGAAGCUCAGACAAUGAAUUCUUCCAAGUUAUGUCACAACAACUGGUCAGAAUAUCGAAUAUUAUUUCGGAUGAAAACGCUAAUGAAACACGCAUUCCAGCAUAUGAAAAAUUCCUCUGCCAGAAAAAUCUGCAUGGAAGCUCCUGUUUUAAGACCUCAGGUUCAACGUCACUCGUCGUGGAGCGGAACAAAAACUUCAAAUUAUCUUCUUUACACCAAACAACGGAGCUUCUUGAACUGGCUUUACCGUUCCUCUGCGGCUUCUCGGAAGUUCCCACUGAGUGGGAUAAAUUCGACGUUAGACACAAACAUGUGAAAAGCCAGUUCCUCACUUUCAAGACGGACCUCAUGGACUCAAAGUCUUUUAUUCAUGGAUCGAGUCUAACUCAAAUUGAUUGUGGCAGCAAUGAACUCUUAAAAGGGAUCACAACUCCCUCAAAUGUGCACUUUCCAAAUAUGGUCGACUUCGACUCCAAAAUUUCUCCGAGGUACAUUGAAUUGGUUCUCGCUCCUUCCGAGCCUACUCUGUCGACUAGAAGAACCCUGGAAAUGUGGGUGCAGACACUGGAUCCCAGGAAUGACGUCAUCAGUGUAUCUAGCACCAAAGAGAAACUUCCCUGGAGAUAUGCAACACUCAGCCACAAGGCUUCCAUCAUGCGUAUACUGGCCACUGCAUUCGCUCGAAGACAAUCGCUCUCUUUCGAAAAUCUACAAACGUUUCUGCGUUCUAUCUCAAGUGGACAAAACAAUUUUGGGACUCAAUCAAAUACCAGAAAACCCGACUUGAGACUUUUUGUCACGGAUAUAGAAAUCACAUCUAGCCAGAAAGAAACCUUGAUGGAGCUAUUUGGAGGCCCGCAGACUAGUUUCCUUCUGAGUUUUCACAAAUCCGCUCCCGCGACGGCGACGUCAACAAUCGAGUCAUCAUGUGGAAAACCGAAUAGCUUCUACAUCCAAUUCGGAAGUUAUGACAAUGAUCGACCUGAUUUGUUCAUCCAGAGUUUAGCAGAUCUAACCCUCAGGAACCCCGAACUGCUCUCAGUCGUUCCAGAUGACCAUGAAUCAAAGGUUCGAUGGGUGCAAUUAUCGGACUCAGUUUUCCACUCCCGAAAUUAUGACUCAAAUUCACCCGAGACACCAUACGCUGUAGGCAACUUGAGCACGGGCACAUCUUUAGUGGGUUGUCUGCCGAUUAUUACGUCAUCGGGGGAGCUAAUUGCAGAGUCUUGUGUCGAAGUAGACCAAGAAGAGAUGAUAAGCCAGUUUCCAGAUGCAAAACAGCUUAUUCCCAAGCUGGAGGCAUCACACCCUCACAAACGACCACUCGAACAAAUUCGAGAUCUCGUCCGCUCUCGGCCAGACUUCCUCACGAAUGACUGUCGGCUGACGUCUGGUCGUCUGGGCAUGGAAGAGUCCAAAACACACAACAUAUCCGCUGAACACAACUCGCAGGAUUACAUAACACAAGCCAAAAACCUGCCUCUGGUGAUUAUUAUCUCCUGCGUGCUGACUCUGCUUCUAAUGAUAGCCUGCAUAACUCUAUCAGCAAUUGCGUACUGCAAAAUGAGAUCAACUCAUCAGCCGACCCAUCCGAGGAAUCCAAAUGACAUUAUCUUCAACCCAGAAAGCAUCGGGCACCAUCAUCAUCCCCUCCCCUAUUCUCACCCCCUCUCCCUCUCCCACCCACACCACCAUAUCCAAUACAGCCCCACCCGAGGGAGUGUAUCCAGUGCCAUCCUAGACCCCUUCAGCCCCCAUCACCCCCAUUACCCCAAAUUCUCCUCCCCCUCCCAAGCAAGCACAUCGCCCGCUGCCAGCUGCAGUUUAUACGCCGAAGUUCCAGCUGAUUUUCACCAUUAUAGUCAGACGAGUAACUCGGCGACUACGCAAUCGACUCUCGUGUGACGAAUAAUUAAUGGACACGAAUUAAAUAAUACCCGAACCCCAAAGCAGAUUAUCAAAACCAAAACCCUAAUAAAU